This is a messenger RNA of Giardia duodenalis, 1323 nucleotides long. Its product is annotated as Homing endonuclease. Bases 1 to 1323 code for a protein of 440 amino acids. Gene Ontology annotation, biological process: protein splicing. The transcript has a single exon. The record is from RefSeq and is a predicted model, not a curated record. NCBI's taxonomy places the organism in Eukaryota, Fornicata, Diplomonadida, Hexamitidae.
AUGGUCAAAGGACUGGCGAAGGAGCAGAAGGUGCGUCUCUACCUUGGUGGACUGAAGAAUGUAGAGCAGCUAAUGAAAGGGGAUGUUUUGAUGGGCGACGACGGGAAUCCACGUACCAUCAGUGCUGUGCAUUCGUCAAUGUCCAAAACGUACACCAUUACCUAUUCGUCCUAUUUGGAUGUUAAGGACGACCGGAGUUUUGUCUGUGGAGAUGAUGCUGUUCUUAUUUUAAUCCCCGAUGGGAACCGAGAGGUGAAUAGAAUUAUUAAUACCGGAGCAGACAACCAAUAUGUGGUUGAGUUUGUUGAGCCUGUCACGGACGCAAUGAAGUCCAUCUCUGGCGUCAAGCUGCAGUGGAAAGUCUUUGCACAAGCUGACGACGCGCUUUCAUAUGUGGAUCGUAGUCUCCCGAAUUUUCUCUAUGAAUCUAAGUUGAGCGACUUCAUCAAGUUAGAGCCUAAGCUUCAGCGCAUGUUCAAGCUUGUUCGUCCGCUUCUUCCAAUACGUUUUGUUGACGCAGUAACGGUGAUUCAAGAUGAAACCAAAACAGACGUUGAUAUCUUGAAGAAUAUGGAUAUUCGCCCAACAGACCUGCCAUGGUUGUGUGGCCUCUAUCUGAUUACCGGGAUAUGUAUUGAUGAGAGGUCGUUCCGCUUCCACUUGAAGGAGCUCAAUAGUAACAUUGCGGGAGAGGUUAAGCGUAUAUUCCGCUGUUUGAAUUCCUAUUAUGAAAUACAAUUUGAUGAGGCUUCGGAGAAUUACACCAUUAGGUUCCAAGGUGCCAGUGAGACAAACGACUUUUUCAAGCGGUUUAUGAUCCAGUUUGGAAUGUAUGACGCUCGUACGAAGCGAUACGUGAAGGAUUCAUUGAACCCACAGGUGUAUCUUGAGAGCUUCAGUAGAAUACGGGGCCCUUUUCUAGCAGGGAUCCUCGAUGGUAGCUCUGGGUACGGAUUAUCGGACAUAAACCAUGGACUGGAGUGUUAUAUUAGAGGGAUCUCAUCACCGGCGACACGGGAGGUGGUCGCUGACCUUGCCCGUUCGUGCUCUCUUAGCGCUGUUGUUGACCAGAGUGACAAUAAUACGCUAAUCUUAGCAGGCGGAAUGCUCUUCCGUGUACCGUGUGUCUCCACAAUUCCUAAGGACUUUCCAGGGCUAGUGUCCCUCACAUCCUACCCCAACCCAGACGGGAGCUCUGUUCUGCUUGGCAUGCCUAUGCCAUUCUCCAUAAAAGAGUCUGGCACGCGCGAAUGCUAUUUCUUGGACAUCCAGGAGCCGAACAAGCGGUGCCUUCUCUCCGACUACACCGUUGUUCAUCUCUAG